Messenger RNA from Olea europaea var. sylvestris, 2319 nucleotides. Its product is annotated as pentatricopeptide repeat-containing protein At3g04760, chloroplastic-like. Bases 119 to 1852 code for a protein of 577 amino acids. NCBI's taxonomy places the organism in Eukaryota, Viridiplantae, Streptophyta, Magnoliopsida, Lamiales, Oleaceae. The record is from RefSeq and is a predicted model, not a curated record. The transcript is spliced from 2 exons. Gene Ontology annotation, molecular function: protein binding.
AACGAAAUCUGAAUGUAAUGGCGGGCGAAAAAACAACUCAAAAAAGUUCUUCAAUUUUCCACUCCCAUCAUCCAAGAAUUACAGUCCAGUCUGUUAUUGCAUACCAAAUAUGCACUAAAUGAAUCGGUUACCAAUGACUGCAAGUUUUACUUCUGAAUUCUUUCCUGAAUGUCUUGUAUUUGGUGUCCAAAGAAAAUUCGGAAGAAAAUCUCACCACAACUCUGUUGUGAGAUGCAGACACCAUAAUCAUCCCAUUAAGAACAAGUACAGAAGCCCACAAAUUGUAAAAGUUUCAACUGAAACUAGGCCAAAUCAUUUGCCGGAUUUUAAUGAUUUUAAAGAAGCCCAUUUUUUGAAACUACUUAAGAGAUCCUGCAAAGCAGGAAAUUAUGAUGAAGCCCUUUACUUUCUUGAGUGCAUGGUGAAUAUGCGUUAUAAACCAGAGGUAGUUCUUUGUACAAAGCUGAUGAAAGGGUUUUUCAAUUCGAAAAGUGUGGACAAAGCAGUUAAGGUCAUGAGAAUUCUUGAGCGGUAUGGUGAACCUGAUGUGUAUGCAUAUAAUGCUUUAAUUAGUGGUUUAUGUAAAGUGAAUCGAAUUGAAUCAGCAAAUGAGGUGUUGAGUAGCAUGAGAGCUCGGGGAUUUGCGCCAGAUGUCGUUACUUAUAAUAUCUUGAUAGGAAGUCUUAGCAAUAGGAGGAAGCUUAGUUUAGCAUUGAAGAUGUUUGAUCAGUUAUUGGAAGAUAAUUGUCAGCCUACCGUGGUUACAUACACGAUUUUGAUAGAGGCAACGAUUCUUGAAGGUGGAAUUGGUGAAGCAAUGAAGCUGUUUGAUGAAAUGUUGUCUAGAGGGCUACAACCUGAUAUGUAUACCUAUAACGCGGUAAUUAGGGGCAUGUGCAGAGAAGGGUUGAUGGAUAAAGCCUUUGAGUUUGUAAGGAGCUUGCCGAAUAGAGGUUGCAAGCCAGACGUGAUAUCGUACAAUAUUUUGUUGAGGGCGUUGUUAAAUCGGGGACAAUGGAAUGAAGGGGAGAAGCUGAUGACAGAAAUGUUUUCAAGAGAGUGCGAGCCUAAUGUGGUUACUUUCAGCAUUCUGAUGAGUGCUUUAUGUCGAGAUGGACAAUUAGACGAGGCAAUUAACCUGUUGAAGAUUAUGAAGGAUGAGGGAUUGUCUCCUGAUACUUACACAUUUGAUCCUUUGAUUUCUGCAUUAUGCAAAGAGGGAAGAUUAGAUUUGGCAAUUGCUUUACUCGAUUAUAUGAUUACCAGUGGUUGUCUUCCCGAUAUAGUAAACUACAACACCAUCCUAUCUGCGUUGUGUAAAAAUGGAAAAGCUAACGAGGCUUUGGAGGUCUUUCAGAAACUCUCUGAAACAGGGUGCUCUCCGGAUGUGAGUACAUAUAACACAAUCAUAAGCGCAUUGUGGAGCAACGGAGAUAGGACUCGUGCCUUGGGACUAGUUUCAGAAAUGAUUGAUAUGAGGAUUGACCCUGAUGAAAUCACUUAUAAUUCACUUAUAUCAUGUUUGUGCAGAGAUGGGAUGGUGGAUGAGGCUAUUGAAUUGUUAAGGGAUGUGGAGAAUAGUGAUUUUUUCCCUACAGCAGUAACUUACAACAUUGUGCUUCUGGGAUUAUGCAAAGCUCAUAGAAUUGACGACGGAAUUGGAAUGCUGGCAAAAAUGGUCGAAAAGGGUUGCCGGCCAAAUGAAACUUCGUAUGUUCUACUACUCGAAGGUAUUGGUUUUGCAGGAUGGAAAGUAGAGGCCAUGGAGCUCGCAAAUUCUCUGUGUAAGAAAAAUGUUAUUUCUCAACACUCCUUCAAGCGUUUGAACAGAACCUUUCCUGUGCUUGGUUGAGAAAGGGCAGAAUGUAUAGAAGAGAUGGUGUUUUUUCAACUCCUCAAAAUGGAAUCCAUUCCAAACAUAUAUGCCAUGGUUCCGAGUUUGUAAUGGUUUGAGUAACUCAGAAAUUAAGAACCAACCCUUCGGCGUUGUCAAAUGUUUCAAUUUCUUAACCUCUAGAGUAUGAUGCAGUCUUUCUCUAAAUUGAGCUUGAAGAUUCAGGUUCUGGUCCUCGUUCAGGUCGAUUGAAUUGGCUACCAGAUGUUCAAUGCUUCUCUCUAGAAGUGAGUCUUCGAAACUGAUGUACUAAAUCGUUCUCGUGCUCAAAAUGAAUGUAACAAUUUUUCUCCAGGUAGAAGAUUUUCAAUGUAUAUAAGAUGGCAGAUAAUGAUACAGAUCCACCUGCUGUUAAUUAUCUUUAGUACAGAAUGCUACUUGAUAUACCAUUCAUUAUAUCUCUGCUUAUGAUUGUGUUGAGAUAA